GCGGCGGCGGUCGGCGGCGGGGCGGCGGCCGCGCCAGGUGGAGGAAUCCGAGGCCUUUCUCCUCCUCUCAGCCUUGCAGACCAGGUCGCCUCUGAUUUCACAUCUCGUCAUUUCCGCCUGCCAACCUGUCUGAUAUGUCGGGACCCGUGCCGAGCAGGGCCAGGGUUUACACGGACGUGAACACACACAGACCCCGCGAGUACUGGGACUAUGAGUCGCACGUUGUUGAGUGGGGAAAUCAAGAUGACUACCAGCUAGUUCGAAAAUUAGGCCGAGGCAAAUACAGUGAAGUAUUUGAAGCCAUCAACAUUACAAAUAAUGAAAAAGUAGUUGUUAAAAUUCUCAAGCCUGUUAAAAAGAAGAAAAUCAAGCGUGAAAUCAAGAUCUUAGAGAACUUGCGAGGCGGGCCCAAUAUAAUCACCCUUGCAGAUAUAGUAAAAGAUCCUGUGUCUCGGACACCCGCUUUGGUUUUUGAACAUGUAAACAACACAGACUUUAAGCAAUUAUACCAGACAUUAACAGAUUAUGAUAUUCGAUUCUACAUGUAUGAGAUUUUGAAGGCUCUAGAUUACUGCCAUAGCAUGGGAAUCAUGCACAGAGAUGUCAAACCUCACAACGUCAUGAUUGACCAUGAGCACAGAAAGCUUAGACUAAUAGACUGGGGUUUGGCUGAAUUCUAUCACCCUGGCCAAGAGUACAAUGUCAGAGUGGCUUCCAGAUAUUUCAAAGGACCUGAACUCCUUGUAGAUUAUCAGAUGUAUGAUUACAGUCUGGAUAUGUGGAGCUUGGGUUGCAUGUUGGCUAGUAUGAUAUUCCGAAAGGAACCAUUUUUCCAUGGCCAUGACAACUAUGAUCAGCUGGUGAGGAUAGCCAAGGUGCUGGGGACAGAAGAUCUGUAUGACUACAUUGACAAAUACAACAUUGAGCUGGAUCCACGUUUCAAUGACAUCUUGGGCAGACACUCCCGUAAGCGAUGGGAGCGCUUUGUUCACAGCGAGAACCAACAUCUGGUGAGUCCAGAAGCUCUGGAUUUCUUAGACAAGCUGUUGCGAUACGAUCACCAGUCACGACUCACAGCGAGAGAAGCCAUGGAACACCCCUACUUCUAUCCCAUUGUGAAAGACCAGGCUCGGAUGGGCUCGUCCAACAUGCCGGGUGGCAGCACUCCUGUCAGCAGUGCGAGCAUGAUGUCAGGGAUUUCUUCAGUGCCAACACCUUCACCCCUUGGACCUCUAGCAGGCUCACCCGUCAUCUCUGCCACCACCACCCUGGGGAUGCCGGUUCCAGCUGCUGCAGGCGCCCAGCAGUAGUGACGGGCUCUGUCUCCUGCUGCCUGAGCUGAGUCAGGUGGGGAAGAGGUUUCCCCCUCCACCUCUCCUCAGGACGCAGCUCGUGCCUGGCAGGGGAAGGGAGGGGAUGAACGCUUUGGAGACACCGUGUCUGAACUGUUGCUUGUGGAUUUAUAGUAGUUCAGUCAUUAUAUACAAAAUUAUUAUAGGCUGAUUUUUCUUUUUUUACUUGAACUUUUCGUAACUCAGGGGAUUCCCUGAAAAUACCUACAGAUGGAA
Manacus vitellinus (golden-collared manakin) is the source of this 1568-nucleotide messenger RNA. It is a transcript of the gene CSNK2A1, whose product is annotated as casein kinase 2 alpha 1. Gene Ontology annotation, molecular function: ATP binding; protein serine/threonine kinase activity. The coding region runs from base 135 to 1310 and encodes 391 amino acids. NCBI's taxonomy places the organism in Eukaryota, Metazoa, Chordata, Aves, Passeriformes, Pipridae. Gene Ontology annotation, biological process: protein phosphorylation. Gene Ontology annotation, cellular component: cytosol; nucleus; protein kinase CK2 complex. The transcript is spliced from 13 exons. The record is from RefSeq and is a predicted model, not a curated record.